Molecule: messenger RNA, 1045 nt
Organism: Austrofundulus limnaeus
Lineage: Eukaryota; Metazoa; Chordata; Actinopteri; Cyprinodontiformes; Rivulidae
Product: G-protein coupled receptor 183
Exons: 4
Coding region: 14-1045 (343 amino acids)
Biological process (GO): G protein-coupled receptor signaling pathway
Cellular component (GO): membrane
Molecular function (GO): oxysterol binding; G protein-coupled receptor activity
Source: RefSeq, a predicted model, not a curated record
UCCUCUCAUCUUUAUGGGCAUGGCUGCAGUAAAUUCCACCAUGGACACAGAAACCUCUCCAAACCAGAGCAGCUGCGAUGUGUUUGUCUACCAACGAGCUGCAGUGGUCCUCUUCCCCAUUUUCUACUCGGUGGUUUUCCUCAUCAGUGUAUGCGGCAACAGCUUGGUUCUCUGUGUCAUCUGCCAGAGGAAGCAAAAGUUCAACUCCACCUCGAUUUAUUUGGUCAACCUUGCGCUGUCUGAUGCCCUGUUCACGCUGGCGCUGCCAGGCAGAAUUACCUACUACAUCCGUCACUUUGACUGGCCCUUUGGUGACCUUCUCUGYAGACUGACCACACUUCUCUUCUUUGCAAACACUUAUGCAGGUAUCGGCUUCAUGACCUGCAUCAGCUUGGACAGAUACCUGGCCAUGCUGCAUCCACACCGGCUGCAGUGUCUGCGCAGUGUCCAAUUUGUCCGCAGGRUCUGCUGCCUGGUCUGGGCUCUGGUGUUUUUGGAGACAGCUCCUCUGUUGUUCCGCAGUAUGCUUCACUUGCACGAGGGCAAACGCACCUGCAUGGAGUACUUUAACUUUGAGGGAUCCCACUUCACCCCUUACCUCCUGAUUCUGGCCUGCACCAUCUCGUUCUGCUGUCCGCUGACCGUCAUCGUGGGCUGCUAUGCCAAGAUCAACCUGAAACUGCGAGACACUGCCAAGAGGAACUCCAUGACAAGCCGGACUAGUCGAAACCACAGAGCUAACACAAUCAUUCUCCUCAUCCUUCUCACCUUCAUCAUCUGCUUCAGCCCCUACCACCUCAACAUAAUGCAGUUCAUGUUCAGAAAAAUAUUCCACCAGCCAACCUGUGACGAACUGAGAGUUUUUAAGAUGUCCUUGCAGGUCACGGUCUCGUUAAUGAAUUUCAACUGCUGCCUGGAUCCAGUCAUCUACUUCUUUGCCAUAAAGACAUACAAGAGGCGGGUGAUGAGCCUGUUUAAGGACUAUCUCUACACAUCCGGCGCCUCCUCCAAAGUGGCAGCUGAGAAUAGCAGCAGCAACACCUGA